Centruroides sculpturatus (bark scorpion) is the source of this 1188-nucleotide messenger RNA. RefSeq names its product mevalonate kinase-like. NCBI's taxonomy places the organism in Eukaryota, Metazoa, Arthropoda, Arachnida, Scorpiones, Buthidae. The coding region runs from base 1 to 1149 and encodes 382 amino acids. Gene Ontology annotation, biological process: isoprenoid biosynthetic process; cholesterol biosynthetic process. The record is from RefSeq and is a predicted model, not a curated record. Gene Ontology annotation, molecular function: mevalonate kinase activity; ATP binding. Gene Ontology annotation, cellular component: cytoplasm. The transcript has a single exon.
AUGUCUCGAGUGAUUGUUUCUGCUCCGGGUAAAAUUAUCCUGCAUGGAGAACAUGCAGUUGUAUAUGGAAAGUCUGCUGUGGCUUUUAGUGUUGGAUUAAGAACCAAAAUAGAAAUUGAUGUGAGUAAAGAAGAUUCCAAAUUAAAGAUUGUUAUUCCUAAUGUAGGAAUUGAUGUAGAAUGGAGUUUACAGCAGAUCAAUGAAAUGAAAAUAGCAGAAAAUGAUGAUGAUGAUAGUAAUGUGAUCACAUUAACAAAUGAAUGGCAAAGACGUUUGAAAUUCCUUACAGAUUCAGUUGUGAUAUCUGGAAGUGAAGCUUGUCAUCUAUCCCUUCUUACCUUUCUCUUUUUAUACUUUGGUAUAUUUAAAAAAUAUAAGUGUUCUUAUCUACCACUUCAUGUUUUUAUUUCCUCACAAUUACCAAUUGGUGCAGGAUUGGGUUCAUCAGCUUCUUAUUCUGUCUGUAUAGCUGCAAGUCUUUUAGCUAUUUGUGGAAAAAUUUCUCCUACUUCAUUAACAGAUGAGCAACUUUCAUUAGUCAGUAAAUGGGCAUAUGAAGCUGAAAAAAUACUUCAUGGGAAGCCAUCUGGAGUUGAUAAUUCAAUCUGUACUUAUGGUGGAGCUUUAUUAUUUAAAAAUGGAGAAAUAUUAGAAAAACUCUCUUUAAUUCCAUCUAUUGAAGUCAUGUUAAUAAAUACUAAAGUAUCACGAAAUACUAAAGCACUAGUUGCAGUUCUGAGGAAGCAAUAUGAUAAGCAUAAAGAAGUCAUCAAUCAUGUAAUGUCUGCUAUAAAUUGCAUAAGUGAGAGUACAUGGAAAAUGUUAGAAGAAUAUAAAGACCAAACAUUUGAUGAUUUGCUAGAAAAAUUACAAGAACUGCUAACAAUAAAUCACCAUUUAUUAAAUGCUCUUGGAGUAGGUCAUCCUCAACUCAAUACUAUUGUUGAAAUAGCCACUGCAAAUAAACUUGGUGCUAAAUUGACUGGAGCAGGAGGUGGAGGCUGUGCAUUUAUUUUAUUAUCUGUUGCUAACAAUUCAAGCCAAAGGCAGAAAGAACAAAAGCAUAUCUUACAACAAAUACUUCAUGAGAAAGGAUUUGAAUGUUGGGAGGUGCUCCUUGGAUGUCCAGGUGUUUUGUUUCAUCAAUAAUUAACAACAAAAUUACUGUAUAUUUUUGAAUAAUAAAAA